Messenger RNA from Meriones unguiculatus (Mongolian gerbil), 4067 nucleotides. Its product is annotated as carboxylesterase 1F-like. The coding region runs from base 99 to 1790 and encodes 563 amino acids. Lineage: Eukaryota; Metazoa; Chordata; Mammalia; Rodentia; Muridae. The transcript is spliced from 14 exons. Gene Ontology annotation, molecular function: carboxylic ester hydrolase activity. Gene Ontology annotation, biological process: lipid catabolic process. Gene Ontology annotation, cellular component: lipid droplet; endoplasmic reticulum. The record is from RefSeq and is a predicted model, not a curated record.
GGGCAGUACUCCUGGGCAGCUGCCCAGAGUGUGGGCAGGACCAUUCACUCCCCUUCCUUACAGAUCAGAAAGUCCACUGACCCAGGAGCCUUUUGUGCAUGAUGUGGCUCUUCCGUGCUCUGUUCUUGGUGCCUCUGGCAACCUGUGUGGUUUGGGGACACCCCUCUGAACCACCUGUAGUGGACACUGUUCAUGGCAAAGUCCUGGGGAAGUACGUCAGCUUAGAAGAAUUCACACAGCCUGUGGCUGUCUUCCUGGGAGUCCCCUUUGCCAAACCCCCUCUUGGAUCCCUGAGGUUUGCUCCACCAGAGCCUGCAGAGCCCUGGAGCUUCGUGAAGAAUGCCACCUCCUACCCUCCUAUGUGCUCACAAGAUACAGUGAGAGGGCAAAGGGUCAAUGACCUCCUAACCAACAGAAAGGAGAAAAUCCAUCUCAAGUUUUCAGAAGACUGUCUCUACUUAAAUAUUUACACUCCUGCCGACUUGACAAAGAGUAGCAGGCUGCCGGUGAUGGUGUGGAUCCAUGGAGGUGGAUUGACAGUGGGCGGGGCAUCAACCUAUGAUGGACUGGCCCUUUCUGCUUAUGAAAACGUGGUGGUGGUGACCAUUCAGUACCGCCUGGGCCUCUGGGGAUUCUUCAGCACAGGGGAUGAACACAGCCGGGGGAACUGGGGUCACUUGGACCAGGUGGCCGCACUGCGCUGGGUCCAGGACAAUAUCGCCAACUUUGGAGGGGAUCCAGGCUCUGUGACCAUCUUUGGAGAGUCAGCAGGAAGUGAAAGUGUCUCCGUUCUUGUAUUUUCCCCACUGUCCAAGAACCUCUUUCACAGGGCCAUUUCUGAGAGUGCAGUGAUCCUCACUCCUGGCUUUUUUACCAUGGAUGACAGGCCAAUCACUAAGCAAGUUGCUGUUACUGCUGGCUGUAAAACCACCACAUCUGCUGUCAUUGUUCACUGCCUGCGCCAGAAGACAGAGGACGAGCUCUUGGAGGUCAUGCAUAAAAUGAAUCUGUUUAAACUCAGUUUACAAGAAGACGCCAAUGAGAGCCUUCCCUUUCUGCCACCUGUGCUUGAUGGGGUGGUGAUGCCAAAGGCACCAGAAGAGAUCCUGGCUGAGAAGAGCUUCAACACUGUGCCCUACAUGGUGGGCAUAAACAAGCAAGAAUUUGGCUGGAUACUGCCGACAAUGAUGGGAUUUCCACUAAAUGAUGAAAUAUUGGACAAGAAGAUGGCUGCCAAAAUCCUGCAGAAAUUGUCUUCCAUUUCUGGCAUACAAGAGGAUUUAAUCCCGGCUGUCAUUGAGAAAUAUAUAGGAGAUAGCAAUGACCCCGUCAAGAUCAGAGAGGGAAUCGUGGAGGUGUUUGGGGAUAUGUUAUUUGGUGUCCCAUCAGUGAUUGUGUCCCGUGGCCACAGAGAUGCUGGAGCUCCAACCUACAUGUAUGAGUUUCAGUACUACCCAAGCUUCUCAUCACACUUAAGACCAAAGAAUGUAGUCGGAGACCAUGGAGAUGAAAUCUAUUCUGUCUUUGGUGCCCCAAUUUUAAGAGAAGGUGCCUCUGAAGAGGAGAUCAAACUCAGCAAGAUGGUGAUGAAAUUCUGGGCCAACUUUGCUCGGAAUGGGAAUCCCAAUGGGAAGGGGCUGCCCCAUUGGCCUGAGUAUGACCAGAAAGAAGGUUAUCUGCAGAUUGGUGCCACCACCCAGCAAGCCCAGAGACUGAAAGGGGAGCAAGUGGCUUUCUGGACUGAGCUCCUGGUCAACAAACAACCCAAGCCAGAGCACAGUGAGCUGUAAAUACAAGGCUUGCCAGGUUCAGACCAGAGGAGCCAAGGUACAGUUCUUCCACUUAAGGCAUUUGUAAAUCAAAGAUGGAUCUUGGAGGAUCCUGAAGAACUUUGUCAUAGAGACAGGCAGAGGCCAGGGAAGGGAAAUCUUUGUACUUGUGGCUACAAUUUGGAGAAUAAAUGUUCUUUAUUAUUAUCAAAUAAGUGUCUAUGUUUUAGGUUGACUAUAAAUGCAUGUAUCCAAGAAAAAGUAAGUGGGUUCAGGAGGAGAAAAGAGGGAAGGAGAGAGAGGGAGAAAGGAGGGAGAGAAAAUUCCUAAAAAGAUCAUCCACAAGAGGCAAACUGGGGCCAGCAAUCUAUCUUAUUUAUGUGUCUUUCAGCAGUUAGAGUUAAAGUCCCUUCCUAAGGAACCAAGCCUGUAUGUUUUCCUAUUGCCAUGAGCCCAAGUAGGGAAUUAAUGUGCACAUAGUAGGGGAUACGUCACGUAUUGAUUCUGCAGUUAAGCUGCAUGUGAAUUCUCAAGCAAGUCUAUGACAUUGUAAUGUAGACGAUGUAUUAUGUUGAUGGUUCCAACCACAGUAUUUUCAAUACGCAGACUGAUUAAUCUAUAAUUUUGUUUAAAAUCUCGUAAAGCAACUUUUGUAUACUGUUAAUUAAAGGGGUAGGUGUUACGUAUUCACUGUUGUUCUAGCUCAGAGCUGAUUUUGUGGAGUCAGUAUAUACAAAUGUAAGAAACUAUCAUGCCAAAGAAAGUUAUUAUUACUGAAUUUGUCAUUAAAACGGGAUUUUAAUGGUUAGUAUUAUCCCUUUGUAAAUUGACAGUUUUUUUCCCCUAAUUUACCAAUGCCAUUCUGGUCAAUAAACCUUACUAUAUAAUUUUUAUCUAAAGUGUUACAAAUAAAAACAGUUAUAAUUUGAAAAAAAAUCAAAGAGAAAAGAAAGAUGUUGCAAGAAAAAUAGGUUUUGAAUUUAGGCUUGCCUUGUACCUCUAACUGGGAGAUGUCAUCCAACACAGAUGAGAACAAUACUAACAUUUACUAAAGUUCCAGGGGUGAAGUAUGGGCUACUAUGAGAGUUUGAAAGCCAUCCAAACUACAUAUUGAAGGAAGAAUUUAUACCAACUACAGGUCCCUCUAUAUAUUACUGUCAGGUGUUCAUGGGGAAAAAAAAUCAGAUGCGUGUUUAAGACCUUGGGAAUCCCAUUUCCCUCUCUGUAGACAUGCAGCUCUGCUCAGACUCUGAUGAAAGAAAUCCUGCAACAAGCAUUAUUUCUUUCAGGGCCCUGGUAAAGACCCAUUGCAGUUUAAGAAGUGAAGAAAAAUCUUAACCUAUGGAAAAUAAGAAAAACUGCCCAGUUAGAAAUCAUUAGCAAUCAUUACUGCGAGUGGUGGACAAAUCACAAAGGAGUCACCAUGUUCAAUAAUAAACACAGUAAGGCUGGAACAGGACUGAAGAAACCAACCACUCCUGGAUGACACCUCUGAGUCACAAAGUGCAACGUUUCAAGCAGGAGUGAUCUUGAAGGGUGGGUGUGAAGGUCUAAAGCUGAGGGUUGAAGAAGACAGUAAGAAAGAAGAGGCAGGAUAACCAAAACUAAGGAUUAUGAAAAAGAUACUUAUAAAUCUACUAAUCUAUGCUUUAAAGCUAUAAUAAUAAAAUAGAAUUUGAAUAGAAAUACCUUGCACGGAUAAAUGAUGCCAAUCCCAGAAUUUAUGAUAAAAACCAGAAAGAGGCUCCUGAGGUUUCCAAAAACAACAGAAGCUACUGCCAUUGCUUUGAGCUUCCUACUAGAAUGAGCUAGUAAGAACCUAUUUGUGAAGUUACCACAUACCUUGAUUACAACAUAGAGAAAUGAAACAAACUCAAUUGUAAACUUCUUCCCUACUGGUUAACUUUCAUGUUGCCAGAAAGGGCUAUGAUGGUAACCUGGGAAAACCAUCUCAUGAAUGAACAUAUCUAGGUGUGCUCACUGCAUCUUCCAGGACACUGAUCUUCCAGGAAAAGUGUGUUCACUGGGGCAAAACUGGUAUGAUUGUCUUAGAAGUAACCACCCACUCUCUACUUGCAUUGGAAGCUUGCUCCAUUGGAGAGAGUUUAUGUCUGGUACUCUAUACCUGAUCAAAAGCCUAUGGCUAGGAGAUCAUUGGUCCUGGCAGGGAAAUUUACUCCUGCUGUUUUGCUAAAUGGAGAUAUUGUCAAAGUUCCUUCUUAAUAUCAAUGUACACAAUGUUUAUACUUUAAGCCCUGUAGUGAAUGGUGUUGAAAAUAAAGACUUAUGGAUGUUCAA